AUGGCACGUAAAAACAACGUCAAAACAGAUAACUCUGGUGUAAUCCAUUUUGACUCCUGUACCAAAGCAGUGAUGGCAGAAGUCUCACAGUCCCAGGAAAAUAUUAAAGAAAAGGUAAAUGCUGUUCGUGAAGUGGUCCUGGGAAAAAGUAACAACGAAAUCAUACUUGUAUUGCAGUAUUAUGAUUACAAUGUGGAAAAGGCCAUACAAGCUUAUCUUGAAGAUGGUGCUAAGUCAGCUUUGACGGAAUGGCAUUUCUCUGGCCCAAAGGUUGCCAGUAAAAAGAAGAAAAACAAGAAAAAGUCCGGGAAAACAACAAAUGGGGAUGACAUGUCACCAACUCAAAAUGGUGAUGUCUCUGAUCACAUAGGAGAGUCUUUGGCCAAUGGGGUUCUGGAAAAUGGAACAUGUGCAAUUAAAUUAGGAAUAGAAGAAGAGACAACUGGAGGAGGAGGGGACAAUAUCACUCCUGAUCUUCCUGCCUCAUCUAGUAUUGUUAAUGGAGUAAUAACUUCCACAGUUACAUCACAUGACCUGGGGGCCAAGGCUUCAGAAGACCAAUCACAUGAUCAGGAAGUAGAGUCACCACAAGUUGCUCCAUCCCUACCUCAGCGACAACCUCAUCAGAAUCACCACAGGCAGCGCUUACAUUCAGGAUCUCAUUCAAGUUCCAACAGGCAGAGAUCAGCAAGUGAACGAAGCACUUCAUCUAAUGUGUCAUCAGAUAGUAGACCAGUGAAGCGGAAAGUUCACGGAGGUAUGGAAAAAUCCAUGAAAGACCUUCACAGACAGACAGUGUCACUUGAGAGGCUGAGGAUGGUGAUGAAUGAAGAGGUGGACAAAAACUUUAAGAGGAUCAAGGCUGUGUUUGAGGAAGUUAGGACAUGUCUCAACAAGAGGGAAGCCGACCUACUGGUAGAGAUGGAGAGAGUGAAGGCAGUAGCUAAUAAUACAUUUGCUUCUCGUCAAAAAACGGCAGCUGACUUGAAAGUGAUGGUAGAUCGAUCAGAAGCAAUGACUGAAGAGGAACUAGCCAAACUUCGCACAGAUAUUAAACACUUCAUUGGAGAUAGGAAAAUUGAUGAAGAACUCAGUCGGACGACUCGUUUUUUGUAUGAUUCUGACUUUCUGAAGCUGGAAGUGGGACGUUUUGGUGAAGUUGUUCCAGUAAAGACGGCAUAUUCCUCACACCCCUCAUAUGUUGUGGAUAAAACACCCUCACCAGACCCCCCACGUGUGGAGACCCCUAGGGUGGACCCUGUGGAAUCGCAACCAACUGUGAAUCAUGCAUCAAAGCACCCUAAUCACGAAGAAAUGUUAACUUCUGAAGAAGCACAUGACAUGGCAGAGUUACAAAAAAGACUGAAAGGAUCAUUAAAAUUACAGGGCCUAGACAAUACCAAGAAAGAUGACAGUUCAAGGCCAGCCACAGCUCCAGCUGCAGAUAACUUGUCUCAGUCAGACCAAUCCUCCUCAACUCGUGGAGCAUAUGAUCCACGUAGAAACAGACGAUCUCGCCCACGUCGUGACGGACCUAGGGGUGGGUAUAGUGGAGAUGGUGGUUCUCGAGGAGGUUAUUAUAAUGAGGGAGGUUCUAGAUAUAAUGGAGAAGGAGGUCGUCGCCCAACUGAAUAUCACAAUAGUAAUAGAGGUCAAAAAGCAGGAGACAACACUGUGCAUAUAGGUCGUCAGUCGCAGUCUUCAGGGAGGGGCGGUAGAGGCAGUCCCAGAGGGCGCGGGUCAGGGAGACCAAGGAGUCCAAGGAAAGAAGGCCCUGGGGGCCCCAGAAACUCCCCCGGGAGUCAAGGCAAUACCACACAACAGAUGCCGCAGCCAACCUGAUCCUAUUACCAAGUCACCUACGCAAAACUGAAUGUGGAGUCUGCUGCAGUGUAAUGGUACAGCAAAUAUGCAAAGUGUUAACAGUAUUUAGAGACACAGGUUUA
This is a messenger RNA of Ylistrum balloti, 1946 nucleotides long. Its product is annotated as spermatogenesis-associated serine-rich protein 2-like. The transcript has 16 exons. The record is from RefSeq and is a predicted model, not a curated record. Gene Ontology annotation, molecular function: protein binding. The coding region runs from base 1 to 1842 and encodes 613 amino acids. Gene Ontology annotation, cellular component: cytoplasm. Lineage: Eukaryota; Metazoa; Mollusca; Bivalvia; Pectinida; Pectinidae.